AUGACAACAGCAGGUUUCUUUCUGAUAGUGGUGCUUACCCGGCCAUCUGUUGUCUCGUCGAUUUUCUUUGAUCUGCUUAAUGGACUUGGUCCACACUAUCCAACAUGUGUUUGUGCUCCACCACCGUGUGCUGCCGCGGCCACCGCCUCCGCCACAAGUCUUUCACAGUCGCAGUCGAUCGCUGGUUCUGCUCCAGUAGCGCCGUACGGUGGCGGUUACCAAGGAGGUGGUUACGGUGGUCCACCACCACCUGUAUAUCCGCAAGGUUAUCCUUAUAAGCACAGGCGAAGAAGGGCAGUUCUCGUAAAUGCAGCGCACAGUGAAGAGUGCACCAGUGAUGCAGUUGGGAGCAUUAUGGAACAGAGCAUGUCACCGUCAAUCAUCGAAUCUCGUGAGCGUAUACGUCAAUCAUUACAAACACACUACGGUAGAGAAACGGUCGUGUUGUGUUCACCUAGCAGAGCUGUUUUUACCGUGACCGAUGGAGCGGAAUUCUGUGAACGGUGGCGAAAUGGGAUCAACUGCUAUGCAUUUGUAUUCUAA
Messenger RNA from Necator americanus (New World hookworm), 543 nucleotides. RefSeq lists its product as uncharacterized. The record is from RefSeq and is a predicted model, not a curated record. The transcript has 4 exons. Lineage: Eukaryota; Metazoa; Nematoda; Chromadorea; Rhabditida; Ancylostomatidae. The coding region runs from base 1 to 543 and encodes 180 amino acids.